AUGCUUGCAAGUUGUGAAACUUUGUACGGACCAUCGAAGAACGUAACACUGGGUGUACCGAGGUUGAAGGAAAUCAUUAAUAUCUCUAAGCGACCAAAAGCUCCUUCGCUAACGGUUUUCCUCACCGGAGGAGCAGCUCGAGAUGCGGAGAAGGCCAAGAAUGUUCUUUGCAGGCUGGAGCACACGACACUGAGGAAGGUAACUGCAAAUACAGCUAUUUACUACGAUCCAGAUCCACAGAGGACGGUCAUUGCCGAGGAUCAGGAGUUUGUAAAUGUUUACUAUGAAAUGCCGGACUUCGAUCCCACCAGAAUUUCGCCGUGGUUGUUACGUAUUGAACUGGAUCGCAAGCGAAUGACGGAUAAGAAGCUGACGAUGGAACAAAUUGCGGAGAAGAUUAAUGCCGGUUUCGGUGACGAUUUAAAUUGUAUUUUCAAUGACGACAACGCCGACAAAUUGGUGCUUCGAAUUCGUAUCAUGAAUCACGAAGAUAACAAGUUCCAGGAAAACGAAGAGGAAAAUAUGGACAAGAUGGAGGACGACAUGUUCCUUAGAUGUAUCGAAGCCAACAUGUUAUCGGACAUGACCCUACAAGGAAUUGAAGCUAUCGGUAAGGUGUACAUGCAUUUACCACAAACAGAUGCCAAGAGGAGAAUUGUUAUUACACCGGAGGGAGAAUUCAAAGCCAUCGGAGAAUGGCUGCUGGAAACUGACGGUACCUCGAUGAUGAAGGUACUGAGUGAGCGAGAUGUUGAUCCGGUGAGAACGGCCAGUAACGAUAUCUGCGAGAUCUUCCAAGUAUUGGGCAUUGAAGCUGUGCGAAAAUCGGUUGAAAAAGAAAUGAACAACGUACUACAGUUCUACGGUCUAUACGUAAACUAUCGUCAUUUGGCUUUGCUGUGCGACGUCAUGACUGCAAAAGGUCACUUGAUGGCCAUUACUCGUCACGGUAUCAACAGACAGGAUACAGGUGCUCUUAUGAGAUGUUCUUUCGAAGAAACGGUCGACGUGUUAAACGACGCAGCGGCUCAUGCUGAGGUCGAUCCUAUGAGAGGUGUAUCGGAGAAUAUCAUUAUGGGUCAGCUGCCCAGGAUGGGAACCGGUUGUUUCGAUUUGCUACUGGAUGCAGAAAAAUGCAAGUUGGGUAUGGAAAUUCCACACACUUCAAUUAUGGGAGCCACAGGAAUGUUCUUUGAUCCUGGAGCGACACCUAGCAUGAGUCCUGCUAUGACUCCUUGGCAACAGUCACAAACUCCAGGAUAUGGCGAAUGGUCUCCUUCCGGACCACCAAGUGGAAUGACCCCAGGAGGGCCAGCUUUCUCUCCAUCAGCACAAUCCGAUGCCUCCGGCAUGUCACCAUCUUGGUCCCCUAUGCCGGGUUCUCCAAGUUCGCCAGGACCAUCGAUGUCUCCAUAUUUUACGGUGUCAUCGCCAAGUGCAUCCCCAUCCUACUCACCGAGUAGUCCAAAUUAUGCCGCUGCUUCCCCAGGUGGAGCUUCUCCGGGAUAGUCUCCGACUAGUCCAAGCUAUUCACCGACUAGUCCAAGUUACUCGCCAACAAGUCCACGUUAUUCGCCGACAUCACCAAAUUACAGUCCGGCGUCACCAAACUAUUCGCCAACCUCUCCGAGCUACUCUCCAACAUCUCCACUGUACUCGCCAACGGGCACCUAUGCUCCGUCGAGCCCGGCCUAUUCCCCAACAUCACCCUCAUACUCACCAACAAGUCCGUACUCGCCUACUUCUCCCAGUUAUUCGCCGACUUCUCCAGCUUACUCCCUAACAAGCCCUUCCUAUUCACCCUCAAGUCCUUCCUAUUCCCCAACAUCCCCCUCUUAUUCCCCAACAUCUCCCAGCUAUUCACCAACAUCCCCCAAUUACACUCCGGCGACCCCAUCCUACUCCCCAACCAGUCCAAACUAUUCACCCAGCUCUCCCCAUUAUUCACCAACCUCUCCAAGCUACUCACCAUCCUCUCCGAAAUAUUCACCAACAUCCCCCAGCUACUCGCCAACGUCUCCAUCGUACAGUGGCAGUCCCCACUACACACCCACCAGCCCGCAGUACUCUCCGAACAGUCCGAAGUACUCUCCAACAUCCCCAAGCUAUUCACCGAGCUCACCGCAACACUCACCUAGUACUGGUAGCAGCAGCAACCUUGUCAGCUCACCGACAUAUUCACCUUCAACGGCUCGCUACUCGCCCAAUUUGUCCUCCUACUCACCCGGCAGUCAGAAAUACUCGCCCACCAGUCCGGUGUAUACUCCAACAUCGCCCCACUAUUCACCCUCCAGUCCGGCUUACUCACCCACUGGCCAGGGUUACAGUCCCUCCAGCCCCGCCAGUCCAACCUAUUCUCCGACCAGUCCAUCGUAUGAAGAUAGCCCGGAAGAUUAGAGAUAUAAUCGCACAAAUUCUGCCCAAGGCAGCGACCGUGUUUGGCAAGCGGAAGCGAUGGAGAAGGCUGACGUUAAGAAAUGCGAUUUG
This is a messenger RNA of Topomyia yanbarensis, 2487 nucleotides long. RefSeq names its product DNA-directed RNA polymerase II subunit RPB1-like. Gene Ontology annotation, cellular component: RNA polymerase II, core complex. Gene Ontology annotation, biological process: transcription by RNA polymerase II. Gene Ontology annotation, molecular function: DNA binding. NCBI's taxonomy places the organism in Eukaryota, Metazoa, Arthropoda, Insecta, Diptera, Culicidae. The record is from RefSeq and is a predicted model, not a curated record.